Messenger RNA from Cladophialophora psammophila CBS 110553, 1050 nucleotides. RefSeq lists its product as uncharacterized. NCBI's taxonomy places the organism in Eukaryota, Fungi, Ascomycota, Eurotiomycetes, Chaetothyriales, Herpotrichiellaceae. The record is from RefSeq and is a predicted model, not a curated record. Bases 1 to 1050 code for a protein of 349 amino acids. The transcript has a single exon.
AUGACGUGCACGAAGAGAAAGUCUUUGUUCCUGCUCUCUGGUGCCUGGCUGGUAGCAACAGCUCUGGCGGCCAAUCUCACUGUCUACCAGUCCAAUGUCUCUUUCGUCCCAGUCCCGCUUCCCGUCCCAGGCGGCGCUGCCAACUUCGAGGCUAUCAUUGAGCAAUUCACCACUCUAGGCCGCACCACAGUUUGGCACUCGGUUAAAAACAUCACCUUUCAAGGCGAUACCGGCGAGCCUGAGGGCAUGGUGGUCAUCAACGAAGAGAGAUUCAUCACCGCUCGUGGAGACUGGACCGUCCCUACCACUUCGUACAAUGGCACCAUCAUAAACGGCACAGAUCGCACACCGGGAGCCGGAUAUGGACACAUUGAAAUUUACGAUGGCCAGGGCAAACGAGUAGUCGAUGCGACACUGACUCCUCCCGGUGAUAUUGAAUACCACAUCGGCGGUCUUGACUACGAUGGCCAAUACAUCUGGGCCACUCUCGCACAGUAUCGCCCAAAUACCACUGCCACAAUCAUUGCCGUCAACCCUCUCACUCUGGAAUACCAAUCAUUGAUCCACUACGCCGACCACCUUGGGGGCAUUGUCCACGACACCAAACGCCAGAGACUGAACACAUUAAACUGGGGUUCACGGAACGCUUCAAUCUGGAACCUCAACGCUACUUCCCACAAGCCCUACCCGACAUUCUCGCAACCCUCCUCCGUUGCCCGUAACCCCUCGUUCUACGUGGACUACCAAGACUGCAAGUUCCUGGGCCAUUCCAAACACUACGGCUACCGAGCGGUUAUGAUCUGCUCGGGAGUCGCCACGUUGGCCGGCAACAUCACAAUCGGCGGCCUCGCCCUCGUCGAUUUCGAAACCAUGAUCCCGCUCUACGAGGUCCCACUGACCAUGACAUCUGUCCGGGGGACGCCCAUCACGCAGAACCCUUUUGACGUUGCGUACGUGAAUGAGACGCUGAGGUUCUAUUUCCUGCCGGACCAGCAUAAUUCCACGCUGUACAUCUACGAGCCGCUGAGAAAUAGUCCAUAUGAAUAUUAA